Cyanistes caeruleus (blue tit) is the source of this 150-nucleotide messenger RNA. The record is from RefSeq and is a predicted model, not a curated record. NCBI's taxonomy places the organism in Eukaryota, Metazoa, Chordata, Aves, Passeriformes, Paridae.
GCCCUGUGUCCCCCCGGCCGCAGCUACAUCCGCUACUCGCAGAUCUGCGCCCAGGCUGUGCGGGCCGCCAUGAAGCCGCAGUACAAAGCGGAGGCGGAGAAGGCAGCGGUGGCCACGGUGAAAACGGUGAAACCCAAAAAGGACUGAAAU